Messenger RNA from Rhodofomes roseus, 1373 nucleotides. RefSeq lists its product as uncharacterized. Bases 94 to 1260 code for a protein of 388 amino acids. Lineage: Eukaryota; Fungi; Basidiomycota; Agaricomycetes; Polyporales; Fomitopsidaceae. The transcript has 14 exons. The record is from RefSeq and is a predicted model, not a curated record.
CUAUUCUUCUUGUCCCUCUUUUUUUUUGGUUCCAUUACACCCUUUCGCUGUUCUCUUCGUCUCUCUGGGUUUUCCAUUGCGAGCACUGCCAAUAUGUCCUCAGCGUCAGACACGUAUGACGCACAAUCAUGGCAAGAGCUUAUGCCCGACGCCAAGGACUACCGCGUCGUGCGGUCUUUCUGGGUGGCUUCGCUUACCCUGCUCACGUACGAAAUCAUGGUUACGUUUGAUGACGAGGUUGAGUUUAUGUGGCGUGGCCGAUUUGUGUGGACUAGGUCCCUUUAUUACGUUAACCGUUAUUUUCCGCUCAUUAACCUGAUAUUUGAUAAUAUAUUCGAGUCAACGAUCCACAGUUCCGACAUUUCAGUAAGCUUUUGUCACUUCUGGUACAGGUGGUUCCUGUACGCCAACCUGAUUAUGCGCAUAUCUAUGUCAAGCAUCCUAAUAAUGAGGCUAUACAUCAUGUAUCGCUGCAAUCGGGCCCUCCUGAUUACACUUUGCGCAAUAUUUGUCGUCGAGCUCACUGUCGAGACUACUAUCAUAGCCGAGGUGAUCUACAACCUUAAAGAUAUAACCCUCUCGAUAGACAUUCCAGUCUCAGGAUGCGUCGCGGUCGGAAUCAAGCAAUGGGCAUGGGCGUACUGGGUACCGGUCAUGAUCUGGGAGGCCCUUCUGCUCGUCCUGUCACUGUACCGCAGCGCGCAGCAGGCUCGAGAGGAGGCAGGGACCCCCCACCUGAUGGUCGUCCUUCUGCGAGACUCCGUGUUGUACUUCGGGGGCGCGCUGGCCUCCAUUCUGGCGAACUUUAUAGUGUGGAAAGUGCAGGCCACAGCCUUGUUCUUUGCGUUCAUCCCGCUCAUUAUGGCACUGAACUCUGUACUGGGAUGUCGCAUGAUGUUGCACAUAACCCGCGCUGGCCGUAAACACGUGCAGGCAACGGCCAAGGAGAGCUAUCUGCUCACAUCGGACAUAUCUAUCGACGACGCUGACGACGGUAGCAAGGCAGGCGACGACGACGUCUCAGAAUCAGACCAUCAUGCAUCCUUACCCUCCUUGGCACGGACUCCACGGGUACCCUCUGUUGCGCCCGUGAGGAACUCGACAUCGACGGCCGGCCGCAGCGCUGUUUCGAGUCCGUCACCGUCCAGCUGGCUCGGGCUAUCGACCACGGGCGCGUGCGAAGAUGUCAUCGAAAUCACAAGCACGGCGUCCGAGCACCUCAACUGGGACAUAUACGCACGACGGAACGACUUGAUUUAGUGUAUUAUCGAGGGAGAAGCCCGUAUGCGUCGGUUUUUUGUGUACGAAUAGUGUCCUUAUUAUCAUAGCUGCAGAGCGGCUUACUCCCCGCAGCGUUGCGCGAUUUACAAAAG